UUCAACAAACAGAACGGUGCUCGUGAGGGCAAGAAGAAAGUGUUAAUUGUCGUUACUGAUGGUAUGACGUAUCCUGGGAAUAAGAAAUGGGAAACAAUAAAUAUGGCUAAAGCCAACAUAAGAGCUAACAUUCAUUCAUAUGUAGUUGCAUUACCCGCUAUGAAUGGAACAUUGAUUGGACACGACGAAUGGAACGCAAUCGCAACUGGCAAUGAUCCAGAUCCAAUGGGCGUCAUGGAUCCAAAUGUCUUUGCACUUGACACCUUUGAUCAACUCAGAGAAAUCAUCAAUGACAUCGUCAACAAAGCAUGCAUGACGAUGUAACACCGGUGAUGGCACCAAUAAUAUAGAUCAAGAAGGUAUACGGAUAAGAGGACUCGUAAGGGUCGACAAUAUCUUGAAUGAAGACAUCGCCUUUUUCUGUGGUUCAACAUACCGUAUUUAAUGUAUUAUUUUUACAAUAAAUUCUCAUUAACCGAGAUUAAAGACAAA
This is a messenger RNA of Owenia fusiformis, 492 nucleotides long. The record is from the annotation of a GenBank genome assembly. NCBI's taxonomy places the organism in Eukaryota, Metazoa, Annelida, Polychaeta, Sabellida, Oweniidae.